Molecule: messenger RNA, 5930 nt
Organism: Pteronotus mesoamericanus
Lineage: Eukaryota; Metazoa; Chordata; Mammalia; Chiroptera; Mormoopidae
Gene: LUZP1
Product: leucine zipper protein 1
Exons: 4
Coding region: 366-3587 (1073 amino acids)
Biological process (GO): neural fold bending
Source: RefSeq, a predicted model, not a curated record
GCCGGAGCAGAGAGCUUGUGUCCUGCAGGCGCCAUCGCCCACCAGCACUGGAACCCACGCCGCUGGGGCUGGGCUGGGGAGGGAGAGGUGUCCAGCCUUCUCUUUUGGGAGGUGAGAUGCUGAGGCCUGAGGGUUUGUAGGUCAAGAGGCAAGUGCCAUUGAAAGACAGUGAAUGACUUUCCAGGACAAGAACCAAUCAGGGAGAGCAGCCAGAAGCAUUGACUGAAAGCUGAAAUUACCUAAAUGAGUGAUAAUGGUCUCCAGCUGCCAAAGAAGGCUGUGGAUGCCAAGAGAAAGGUAACCAUUUCUCAUCCCCUCGAGUGGAACUGGAUGCCUCUAGGAGCCCACACUGGCUGGCAGUAAACAUGGCCGAGUUUACAAACUACAAGGAAACUGCCUCCAGCCGCCACCUGCGAUUUAAAUUACAGAGUCUAAGCCGUCGCCUUGAUGAGUUGGAAGAAGCCACAAAAAACCUCCAGAAAGCAGAGGAUGAGCUCCUAGAUCUCCAGGACAAGGUGAUUCAGGCGGAAGGCAGCAACUCCAGCAUGCUGGCUGAGAUCGAAGUGCUGCGCCAGCGAGUGCUGAGAAUCGAAGGCAAAGAUGAGGAAAUUAAGAGAGCAGAGGACCUGUGUCGGUUGAUGAAGGAAAAACUUGAAGAGGAGGAAAGCCUUACCCGGGAGCUGAAAUCUGAGAUAGAGAGGCUUCAGAAACGAAUGGCUGAACUGGAGAAGCUAGAGGAAGCCUUUAACAGGAGUAAGAAUGACUGUACCCAACUUUGUUUGAGCCUGAAUGAGGAGAGAAACCUGACAAAGAAAAUCUCCUCUGAGCUGGAAAUGCUCAGAGUCAAAGUGAAAGAACUGGAAUCUUCUGAGGACCGCCUAGAUAAAACUGAGCAGAGUUUAGUGUCAGAGUUAGAGAAGCUGAAAUCAUUAACUCUGAGCUUUGUAAGUGAGAGAAAAUACUUGAGUGAAAAGGAGAAAGAAAAUGAGAAACUAAUAAAAGAACUCACUCAGAAACUGGAGCAGAACAAAAAAACGAACCGAGAUUAUACAAGGAAUGCUUCUAAUCUUCUGGAAAGGAAUGACCUGCGGAUUGAGGAUGGUAUCUCUUCCACACUGCCAUCCAAAGAAUCAAGAAGGAAGGGCACUCUGGACUAUCUAAAGCAGGCAGAGAAUGAAACAAGAAAUAAAUCUGAAAAUGAAAAGAACCGAAAUCAGGAAGACAAUAAAGUCAAAGACCUUAACCAAGAGAUUGAGAAACUUAAGACACAACUCAAACAUUUUGAAUCUUUGGAAGAAGAGCUUAAGAAAAUGAGGGCCAAAAAUAAUGACCUUCAGGAUAAUUACGUAAGUGAACAAAAUAAAAACAAACUCUUAGCCAGCCAGCUGGAGGAGAUAAAGCUACAAAUCAAGAAACAGAAAGAGUUAGAGAAUGGGGAGAUGGAAGGGGAAGAUGCUUUCCUGUCCAGCAAGGGCAGGCAUGAGAGGACUAAGUUUAGAGGCCAUGGGGGUGAGACAUCUGUGUCUAAGCACACAUCUCGGGAACUGUCCCCUCAGCAUAAGCGGGAAAGGCACCGAAACAGGGAGUUUGUUCUUAACAAUGAAAACUAUUCUCUGAGCAACAGGCAGGUUUCCUCUCCCAGUUUCACCAGUAGGAGGGCAGGCAAAGCUUCCAACACAGGGGCAGGUACCGAUAGUGGGACCCAGGAGUCAAAGAGAACUGAAGAUCGAUUUGCAUCUGGCUCCUCUCAGAGUGAAGGGAAGAAGUCCAGGGAGCAGCCAUCGGUGCUUAGCCGCUAUCCCCCAGCUGCUCAGGAACACAAUAAAGUUUGGAAGGGUACUCACAAGCCAGGUACUGAGAGUGGGUUGAAGGGAAGAGUAGAGAAGACAACACGAACAUUUAGCGAUACCACCCAUGGAUCCAUUCCCAAUGACGUAUUGGGUAGAGCUGACAAGGCUUCUGACACAUCCACUGAGACCCUAUUUGGCAAGAGGGGGCAGGUGCCUAGCAAUGGAAGUCAAGUAACUCACACUGCAGAUCCUGGCAGUUCUAAGGCCAUUGGAGCUCUGGCCUCAUCUCGAAGAUCUUCCUCAGAAGGGCUCUCUAAGGGCAAAAAGGCUGCCAAUGGCCCAGAGGCUGAUACUAGUUCCCCAAAUUCCAAGGUUCCACUUUUAUCAAAGUAUCCUUACAGCUCCAGAAGCCAAGAGAACAUCCUUCAGGGUUUUUCAACCCCAAAUAAAGAAGGAGUUGAUCAACCCGUAGCAGUUGUGAUGGAAGACAGCAGUCAGCAUGAAGCACUGAGGUGUCGAGUCAUCAAAUCCAGUGUCAGAGAGAAGCCAGAUUCAGAUGAUGAUGUGGAUAUGAUGUCUCUUGUUACUGCCAAAUUGGUAAACACCACCAUCACCCCAGAGCCGGAACACAAACAGCCCAACUCUAGGGAAAAGGCCAAAUCCCGAGGGGGCCUUAGAACCUCCCUGUUUGAGAAUGAUAAAGAUGUUGGGACAGAAAAUGAGUCUGUGAAACCUGUCAGAGCCUCCACCAAUGCCAUGGAAUUCCCAGAGGCCAAUGGUGCUGGGGUAAAAAGUCAAAGGCCCUUCAGCCCCAGGGAGGCCUUGCGGUCUAGAGCCAUCAUCAAACCCGUCAUUGUUGAUAAAGAUGUGAAAAAAAUCAUGGGAGGAUCUGGAACCGAGGUCACCUUGGAGAAACAGAAAUUUGCCUCCAAACCAGGGCCAAACAAAGUUACAAGCAGCAUUACUAUCUACCCCUCUGACAGCAGCAACAGCCCUAGAGCCACCACAGGUGAGGGCCUGCGGGAAAGGCACACAGCCACCAGCAACAUCCAGGUUGGGCCACCAGAGCUCGCAUCAGUUAGCAACCAUGCCAACUCCCCCUUUGAGCUCUCCAUUCACAAACAUGACAUCACCUUGCAGUUCACAGAAGCUGAAAGAAUGGGAGAUGGGCCCCUGAAGAACAGGCCUGAAACAGUGGUCUCUCGGAGCAGCAUUAUAAUCAAGCCAUCGGAUCCUGUGGAAAGGAAUAACCAUGCACCCCCUGCAGAGACAAUCAGGUGGAAAAGCCAUAGUGCCGCUUCAGAGGUGAGCCCUUCAGAUGCCAGGCAUGUUACUGUGCGGAAUGCCUGGAAGAGCAGGCGAGAUUUGAACUCUUUGGAAGAUCUCCCAACUCAAAUAGUUAAAAAUGUGGCAUCUACCAGUGCCUACACUCAGCGGUCUUCCACAGACUAUUCAGACCUUGAUCAGCCCAGGUCGUACCUUUGUGAGCAGGGUACUCGAAGGGUAGGAAACCCAGGGGAUGCCCCUGAGCUUUCUUCCAGAAGGACCCAAAGUAGCCUCACUGUGUCCGAGGUGCUUACUCGGCAGAAUCGGGUAGGAGAUGCUGUCACGGCUGCCGCCUGGAACCACUUGGCAGGCACGGAGGAAGAUGAUGACUGCACACUCGGUGUCCACAGGCGACUGCACAACUCCCUGGAGCGUUCUGAACUGCCUGUGAAGCAGGGGCUGUCAGAGCCUGGGCAAGUACAGGCCGAGGAACGGUUACGGCCAACCAGGCCCUGUGCUGAGGAAAACUGAGCCAGUUGGGCGAGGCCUGUCUUCUCCUCUGCUCCUGCUUCUCAGCUCUUCCACCUUCCCUUCCUAUGAAGGAUCCCAGGCCUUGGCUGGGAGACUGUGGUAGAGAGCCAGGCUGUGGCUCAGGUCAUUUCUGCCAGUUGGCCAGAGGGGAUCAGAAACUACAAGCUGGACAGUCACUCAGGCCCAGGCUUCCCUGAUUGAUGCAUGAGACCUCUCUCCUUGUCCCUGUACUGUCCCCCAGGUAGAAUGGGCCACUCUGGCCCCCAAAUUAGGGAAUGAUAGAAACUCCUUAUAUCCCCACCACACAACAGUAGUCCCUUCCGUGUGGUUAAUGUUCUGAUUUCUGUCUCCUCACCACAUCCAGUUUGCUCCUUGUCUGCCCUAGGGGCCUAAGUACCUACACUAAGACUGACCACAGCCAUCAGUUCCAUUCCGGGCUUCCAUUCUUUUCCCCUUUGGAGUUCCUCAGACUUACUGAAGAUGUCUGUGCUGCCUCUGAAGGAUUAUGGGACUACACCAAGUUGAAGCUUCUCUGACCCGGCCCCCUUGCUGACCAUGCCCCCUUGCUAACAACUGUUUUCAGGGGGCAGAGUACACGGGUACCCGCCCACGUAUUGGAAUGACAUCUCUCCCCCAACCCCAGCUCUCAGCUCACCUUCCGAAGGCACCUGGAAGUGCAUAAACCUCACGCGUCUCCUUCCAGUAAUGCUGCUGGCAUUGCCUGCUCCUCUCCUGUGGCUGGAGACUUCAUGCUUUGUUUUCAUCUUCGGAAUAUUACCUGACUAAACUGGGCCUGACCCAGCAUACUCUGCCUUCUAGGAAGCGCCCAGCAAAGGGGAAAGUGGACAGGAAGAAGCGCUUUCCCUUUAGUUACUCCACAAAGCAAUAGUUCCAUGAAAGGCAUGGACUUUGUUCCUCCUCAGGCCCCCAUGGAGGAGGUAUUGCACUUUACCAAGCUGAUGCAUUCCUACAGAAGUGGGCCCAUGAUCUCUGCAAACCACGACUUCAUGGGAGGAAAGGUAACAAAUACCCAUCAAGGGCCCCAGAUCCAUAUGAUUGAAAAUGCAGCAAACUUUUCAGGAAGCCACAGAAGUAAAAAUUGAUUAGUUUACUUAAUACCAUUCACAUGGGGGGGAGUUAAAAAGAAGAAAUCUUAACACUUUUUCUGUAGCAUUCUCUCAAGGAAGGGAUCCCCUUCAUAGUGAAAGAACAUUGGAGUGGGAGUCAGGAAAGCUGGAUUUUCUUCAUGGUGUUGUACUUUGCCUCGGUGUCCCUAUCUAUAAAAUAAGUUCUUUGAAGUGGAUGAAUUCUAAGGGUCCUAAAUAUGGCAGUCUAAGAUUCUUGUUUCCAUUAUCCUACUGCAGGGGGAGGUGAUUCCGCUUUUGGAAGGUGGCAUCCAAAUGGGUUUGGAGAAUGUGUCCUUCCCACUGCCCUUGAUUGCUUUUCUGAAGGGCCCUUUUUGUCAUGAGUUUGAGCUUAGAGAAGCUCCCUUGGCCUCAUUUUUUCAGUCUCUAAAAUGAAGGGGUUAGAUUAAAUGGUCUCUGCGGCCCUUUUUGGCACCAAUGCCUUGCCCACUGCCACACAGUGUCUCCUGGCUUGCACUUUCCAUAAUACAAGUUGGUGUGUCUCCUGUUCCUGUGCUUCUUGAGUCAUUGUCUCUGCCUCCACUCAGCGUGGGAACCAGCGUUCAUCCCACCCUUGUCUGCAUCAGACUUGGCAGUCAUGGAGGCUUGGGGAGCACCUACCUUACUUUCAAGGACAGGAAUGUUUUGCUCGUAUUUCCAUUUUCUGGAGUUUUGCCAAUCUAAGGGCAUUGUCAUGUGGCUUGCCUUUCCUUCACAUUGCUGCCUCAGACGUUCAAACUUCAGAUGCUGUUUUUAAAACCUCUUCCUACUGCUUCUCCUGGGUCAAUGGCCAGAAUCUAGCUUGUUCAAGGCUGCAGCCUCUCACUUAGCCUCCCUGCCAUUGCUCACUGGUUGGCAACCCUGACAGUCCGAGGGACUAACCUCUUGGUGGUCGGCUGAGAACAUAAAAGUCUGGCUUUCCUCUACUGGUGGAAGCAGAAGGGUGCCAAGCCAUGCCUUCAAAGAUCUCGCCAGUAAUUCUCAUCUUUGGGCAUUGGAGCCCUGGAUUCUGGUGCUGUAGCUCCUGGUGCCAAAGUCUGGAACUUUCUACAUUUCAGCAGUAUCAACCUCUGCCACUAUCCAUAAUGCUCUGCAGAAGAGGGACAUUGUGGUGCCCUUUUGCUGGGGCUGCUAUCCUAAAAUCUGAGUGCAAUAGGGUUUGAUUAUAACAGUUAUUUCAGGAUAAAUAGUUUCAUCUGCAUAUCUUCUAGGACCGCUG